Ziziphus jujuba (common jujube) is the source of this 478-nucleotide messenger RNA. RefSeq names its product Bowman-Birk type seed trypsin and chymotrypsin inhibitor-like. Bases 22 to 396 code for a protein of 124 amino acids. The transcript has 2 exons. Gene Ontology annotation, molecular function: serine-type endopeptidase inhibitor activity. The record is from RefSeq and is a predicted model, not a curated record. NCBI's taxonomy places the organism in Eukaryota, Viridiplantae, Streptophyta, Magnoliopsida, Rosales, Rhamnaceae. Gene Ontology annotation, cellular component: extracellular region.
ACAUAAAAUUGAUCUUCAGAAAUGGCGGCCUUGAAGAAAAUUGCUGUCUUGCAGGCAGCACUGCUGGUCCUUACAGGACUGGCUGUGUCUGCAAAAGCUGAUAGGUUGGAUUUCUUCAAGCUCCUCACUUCCAACAAUCAAAAAUCUGUGGAUGGUUACAAAAGACCAGAUAUUCCAGCGUGCUGCGAUAAGUGCAUCUGCACGAAGAGCAUACCACCGCAGUGCAGAUGCACUGACGUCUUUAUCGGCGACAAGCGGUGCAAGAACUGUCAAUGGUGCAUAUGCAAUCUCAGCAUCCCACCGCAGUGUCAGUGCCUUGAUAUUAAGGACUACUGCGAUCCACCAUGCUCAUCCUCCUCCUCCACCACUCAGAUCAUCAAACAAGUGGCUGCCUGAUCCACAUGAUCAGAGACUAAUAAAUCCAACGUUAUUUUAUAUAUAUCUAUGUUAUGUAUCAUGCCACAUGAUCGUGUGCUCC